Messenger RNA from Rosa rugosa (rugosa rose), 1009 nucleotides. RefSeq names its product LOB domain-containing protein 29-like. Gene Ontology annotation, cellular component: nucleus. The transcript is spliced from 2 exons. Gene Ontology annotation, biological process: hormone-mediated signaling pathway; positive regulation of DNA-templated transcription. Lineage: Eukaryota; Viridiplantae; Streptophyta; Magnoliopsida; Rosales; Rosaceae. The coding region runs from base 60 to 746 and encodes 228 amino acids. The record is from RefSeq and is a predicted model, not a curated record.
GAGAGAGCAGAAACCACACAAAAACUCCCCCAAUUAACCAAGAGAUCCUCAUCAAGAUCAUGACUGGCUCUGGUUCUCCUUGUGGAGCCUGCAAGUUCUUGAGAAGAAAAUGUGUGAGGGGUUGUAUUUUUGCACCUUAUUUCUGCCAUGAAAAUGGCGCUACCCAUUUUGCUGCCAUCCAUAAGGUUUUCGGCGCAAGCAAUGUGUCGAAGCUGCUGGCUCACCUUCCGGUGAGUGAUCGUUGUGAAGCUGCAGUGACUAUCUCAUAUGAAGCUCAGGCCAGGCUCCAAGAUCCCAUUUAUGGCUGUGUUUCACAUAUUUUUGCUCUCCAACAACAGGUUGUCAACCUCCAGGCACAAUUAGCUUCCCUCAAGGAUCAAGCACCUCAAAGCUUUGUGAAUGGCUCUGCAGCUGUAGCAAACCCUAACGAGAAUUGGUUUCCUGAUUUAGAGAAUUCAUCUAACUCAGUGGCCCAAGUCAAUUCAAAUUACCAUAUCAAUAAUGGUGGAACAACAUCAUACUAUGAGAACGGAAUUAUGAGUUCAAACUCCAUUGGGAGUAGUAAUUAUGAUCAAAACUCAGGAAUCCGGGAUGAAAAUGCAUCCUAUGGAAGCUUUGAAGAGGUGUCUCCUUCCCUGUCUUCUUUCAACAUGCAAAUGAAUAACAGGCAAUAUUGGGUUAAUUAUGAUCGGGACGUGGAUGAGCUUCAAUCUAUGACUUUCAGCUAUGUUGAUCAGCAUUCUUGAGGUGAAAGGGCUCAGUGCAAGAAUAGAGUUCAUCGGUUGAAAUUUUCACUAUGUCAGUUUUAAAACAUGCACUUCAGUUUAUUUUUUUUCCUGUAGUACUUAUAUGAGCUAGCUAGCUAGGUGAGUAUGAACCCUAGAAAUGUUAAUACAAUUGGCCCGAUCUAAACCCUACUGCUUCUUUCAUAUUUAAUCUAGUACUGUGUUGAUUUUUUAUAUACUAAAUAAUAGUGGAUUUCUGAAAAUAAAAAACUGGAUGUACAUAU